UUCUCCUCAUCCGUCUUUUAGAGCCAUCCCAGUGUUUUUUCUAGCUUAUAAAACAUGUUGGGUUCCUGAAGGAGCAGAGAACACCAUGUGAGGAGGCCCAGAGGGCCUGAGGGCAGCAAGGAGGCAGCCAAGAACAAGAGACUCCCGAUCCAGGGGCAAGACUGGUGUGCCAAAAUGUCAGUGCUCAGCCCUAUACUGACUCCCCCUGAGGUGAAGGAAUACCUGACCAAGGGAGAACGCUUUAUCAAGUGGGAUGAUGACACCACAAAUGCUUCUCCUGUGAUUCUACGGGUUGAUCCAAAGGGUUUUUAUCUAUACUGGACCUUCCAGAGUAAGGAAAUGGAUUUUUUGGACAUAACAAGUAUUCGAGAUACCAGAGUGGGGAAAUUUGCCAAGAUCCCUAAGAGCCAGAAGCUCCGGGAGGUUUUCAACCUGGAUUUCCCAGACAACAACUUCUUGCUCAAGACUUUGACUGUGGUUUCUGGACCAGAUAUGGUGGACCUCACCUUUCAUAAUUUUGUUUCCUAUAAAGAAAAUGUGGGAAAGAGCUGGGCAGAGGACAUCUUAGCCAUUGCUAGGAAUCCAUUUACAUGUAAUGCCUGCCGUUACAGCUUCCUGGAAAAAAUACUGGUGAGGCUGAAGUUGCAGUUGAAUGCUGAUGGGAAAAUUCCUGUCAGAAA
Molecule: messenger RNA, 680 nt
Organism: Gekko japonicus
Lineage: Eukaryota; Metazoa; Chordata; Lepidosauria; Squamata; Gekkonidae
Product: 1-phosphatidylinositol 4,5-bisphosphate phosphodiesterase beta-2-like
Exons: 6
Source: RefSeq, a predicted model, not a curated record